Molecule: messenger RNA, 1673 nt
Organism: Hibiscus syriacus
Lineage: Eukaryota; Viridiplantae; Streptophyta; Magnoliopsida; Malvales; Malvaceae
Product: probable WRKY transcription factor 3
Exons: 5
Coding region: 123-1673 (516 amino acids)
Biological process (GO): regulation of DNA-templated transcription
Molecular function (GO): DNA-binding transcription factor activity; sequence-specific DNA binding
Source: RefSeq, a predicted model, not a curated record
UGCACUCAAAGAUGAAGAUAACACGAAACUAUCAGAUGAACCAACCACUUACAAAGGAAAACAAAAUUUACCCUUGAUUUAUGAACUGAGAAAAACAAGGGAAGAAGAAACACAGAGGGAAAAUGGCGGAGCAAGGGAAAAGAUCAAAGCUAUCAGCUCCAACAUAUCCCACAAUAACUUUACCACCAAGACCAGCCAUUGAUGGGUUAUUUCCAGCUGGUUCGGGGCUAAGUCCGGGGCCUAUGACUCUUGUUUCAUCUUUUUUCUCGGACCCUGACUCAACAAAUAGGCCUUUCUCUCAGCUUUUAGCAGGUGCCAUGGCUUCACCCGGGGCUAAACUUCCUUACAAUCCAAUGGACAGCUCGUUUAUGGAAAUGGGUUUUGAAAGUGGAGGUGAAAAAAACACUGGGUUUAAGCAAAGUAGACCUUUGAAUUUUACUGUUGGUAAUUCUCCUUUGUUCACCGUGCCUCCCGGUUUAAGCCCUUCUGGUUUGCUCACCUCUCCUGGCUUCUUUUGCCUUUCUCCUCAGAGUCCUUUCGGAAUAUCGCACCAGCAAGCAUUGGCACAAGUUACAGCUGAAGCUGCCCUAGUCCAAUCUCAUGUGCGUACACAACCGGAAUACCAAACUUUAUCAGUAGCAGCGCCUUUGGAACCAUCAAACCCUCAUCCAUCAAUUAAUACUGAAGAAACAUCACAGAAGAUGCCUCUUUCGGUCUCUGACCCUCAAAGUUUGGCAAUGGAAUACUCAGAAGCUUCUCAAUUCGAUAAAAAAAAUCAGCCAUCUAUUGCUGUUGAUAAACCGGCUGAAGAUGGAUACAACUGGCGUAAGUACGGGCAGAAGCAUAUUAAAGGCUGCGAGUACCCACGAAGCUACUAUAAAUGUACACAUCUGCAUUGUCCCGUCAAAAAGAUAGUCGAGCGAUCUGCUGAGGGCCACAUAACUGAAAUUGUUUACAAGAGCGUUCAUAAUCAUGAAAAGCCUCAACCGAAUAGGCAAGCAAAGGGUGGAGGUGAUGGAAACACAAAUUCACAGGCUAAUCUGGAACUAGGUUCUCAGGGUGUAGCUGGAAAUUUGAACAGCUUAAGAGAAAUUGUACCAGCUCAUUCCAUACCGGGGGAAAAUCAUGAAUCUACUCAAUCUGUGGAAUUAUCUGGAUUUAGUGAUGGUGAGGAAGGAUGUGAUGAAGAGAGUCGAGAAGAAAGAGACGAUGAUGAACCAAAUCUGAAAAGAAGGAAUUCUUCAGGAGAAGCUGCAGUGAUGUUGUCACACAAGACGGUCAUGGACUCAAAAAUUAUAGUGCAAACAAGAAGUGAAGUUGACCUUUUAGAUGAUGGUUAUCGGUGGCGCAAAUAUGGACAGAAAGUUGUCAAAGGGAACCCUCAUCCAAGGAGCUAUUACAAAUGCACGAGUCCAGGGUGCAAAGUUAGGAAGCACGUGGAAAGAGCUUAUUCCGAUCCCAAAGCUGUCAUCACAACAUACGAGGGGAAACACAAUCACGAUGUCCCAGCGGCCAGAAACAGCAGCCACAACACAGUUAACAACAGUUUGCCUCCCCCGAAACAACACGAUGUGGUCUCCGAGAAGCAUUCAUUGCUUCAAGAGAUGGAAUUUGGAAAAAAUGUCCAGGGGCCAGCAGUUUUAAGGCUAAAAGAGGAGCAAGUAAGAGUGUGA